Meloidogyne enterolobii is the source of this 362-nucleotide messenger RNA. Lineage: Eukaryota; Metazoa; Nematoda; Chromadorea; Rhabditida; Meloidogynidae. The record is from the annotation of a GenBank genome assembly.
AUGUCUGAGGAAAAUUCUCGUAAACCCGCUUAUUUUGUCUUUGACAAAAAUUUAUGGAAGCUUACCAAACCAAAAUAUGUACUUCAGUUUUAUUUUUGCAAAGAAUGUAGGGAAAAACUAUUCCAUUCGGAAGAUAAAUUAGUGAGAUAUGAGAAUGGGGUCACUGUAAAGUUUGAUUUAUGUGAGGAUUGUGUUACAAAGAAUUGUCGAGUGACCGACAUGUGUGUAUAAAAGGACAGAAUUUUUACCAAAAUAUUCAUUCUUCAAAAAUGGUUCUUGUUAUCGAGGAAAUUGCACGCUUUCUAGACUGUUCCGUCCGAAGCCUAGCCGGACAUUUAGAUAAUCCUCAAACAAGAGUUUGU